Messenger RNA from Lytechinus pictus (painted urchin), 2563 nucleotides. Its product is annotated as interleukin-17D-like. The coding region runs from base 202 to 780 and encodes 192 amino acids. The record is from RefSeq and is a predicted model, not a curated record. The transcript has 2 exons. Gene Ontology annotation, cellular component: extracellular region. Lineage: Eukaryota; Metazoa; Echinodermata; Echinoidea; Temnopleuroida; Toxopneustidae. Gene Ontology annotation, molecular function: cytokine activity.
AAGAAACACCUGAGCAAAUCUGAAGCAUCUAGUUAAAGAAAGAGGUUCCUGUAGUUCAUCUAAUUCUGAUUCACUUAAAAGAAAAAAAAGAGGCUAAGUUGGUCAAAGGCACUCUUUGAACAAAAGACAAAAAAGGCUGAUAGAUACCAACGCGGGCGAAAUCAAGAAUCUUCACACCCUAGUUGUAAAUACACGUUUUUGAUGAUGAAGAUCUGUCUUGUAAUCGUCGCUCUUAUUCACACUGUCGCAUCGUCACCUGUGCCAGCAUCGUCAUCAUCAACAUCGUCAUCAUCGCCGUAUUGUCUUCCAAUGAACCAAGCUGACUACGAAUCACGAGAAAGAAACGGCCAUCUCUUCUAUCCAAACCAAGAUGCAUUCGCCGUUCAGAGUUUUAAUAUUAGCGACGUGGACCUGGGAAGGAAAGAAGCAUCAAGCUGUCCGUAUGAUGGCCUUUCCAGCGCGAAGAGCUGCCCGAACGGCGCCAAACCAAGUGCUUCUGAACCAACCAACGCCAACCAGGAUGGACUGUGCCCGUGGACCUACGUCGAGUGCUUCGACCCCGAUCGCAUCCCGAUGUCAAUUAGCAUGGCGCAGUGUCAAUGUUCAGCGUGUUUAGACCCUUACACCCAUAUGGCUGAUCCUAACUUGCGAUGCCAACCUAUCUUUCAUAAUAUGAAAGUCCUGAGAAAAACCCAGUGUGUGGAUGGUCUCUUUCGAUAUGAGGAGGAGACUAUCAAUAUACCGGUAGCGUGUGCAUGUAUGAGACAACGAGUUGCUUAAACUUGUCCCGUGCUGAGCAAGAAAAAACCCGCCAAAAUACCAAAGAUGACCAUCACCUUGCCUCAUUUACCAUCUAUAAUAAAUUAUUUAAUAUCAGAGAUAUAUUUUGUAUUCAUAUGUAAUAUUUUUAUUUUUGGCCUUUUAAUUUAUUCUUAUAUUUGUCAGAAAUAUUCAUUAAUUCAAACUAUAUUUGAAGCGAUAUUUGUGCAAAAUAUAUAUUUAUUGUUAUAAUAUUUCAUACUUAAUCACUGAUAUUUUUUUACCUUUGUCUUUAUUUUUAUAUGUGUGUUUAAGCAGGUUUUGAUAAACAGGUUCUGUUUUGGAAACAGCUUACUCGUAGACCAUGUCAGUUUGGCAAAUGUGUGUAUCCACUGUGUGGAGUGUUUGUUGCGAAGUGAUGAUUUCUUCAAUCCCGUAGUUAUAACUUAUAUUCUUUACAUGUAUAGGAUUACCAACGUGAUGUAUUACACAUGACAAGGAUUUUGUUUUCUUAAUCCGAAGUCUGAUGCUUAUUGUAUUUAUUGUUUGACAUUUAGACCAAUAUGUGUAUGCUAUGUAACUUAUUUGUAUUUAUCCAAAUUAUUGAUAGUUUUCAUAUCACAUUUGUACAAUAUAUAUAUAUAUAUAUUAUGUCAAUAUGAAAGGACUGAUAUUUGUUGUGUAUGCUAUGUAACUUAUUUGUAUUUAUCCAAAUUAUUAAAAGUUUUCAUAUCACAUUUGUACAAUAUAUAUAUAUAUAUACUAUGUCAAUAUAAAAGGACUGAUAUUUAUUGUUUGUAGAAUAAUGUUUCUUUUGCUGCUUUAUCAUUAUUAUAAAUAUUUUUGCGUUUUAGAACGUUUUGCAUAAACUGUUUCUGUGAAGCAAACAGCGUGCUCGUAGACAGUGUCAAGUUUGGCAAAUGCUUGUAUCCAUUGUGUGGAGUGUUUGUUUACGAAGUUAGAAAUCGAAAUGUAUUUUGACAGACAUGGCAUCAAUACUAGAAAUUACAACUCCUAAAACGCAAUCUUGCCAAAAUCCAAUAAGGAAAUUUUCAAACUCUCAUCAAUAUAUGCUGCUAUAAAAGUCUGGAACUUUUCUUAUUUCUACAUAUUUCUUAAGUGAAUUCUUAUACAUAUACUUUGUUUUUACUUUGUAAUUCAUUUAGAUUACUAUAUUAUUUUUGUAACUCUCUAUCAUCUACUCUCUAGUCAUUUUGUUAUAUUGAAUUGAAUUUGUUAUCUUUAUAUUUGGAUGAUUCUUUUUCAUAUAUUCAAUCUUUUAAGUUGUUGUAUCAGGACCAUGAUGUAAAACAGCUGUGCUGAUCAUGUUUUAAUCCUGUAUAAAUAAAUUCAAAUAAAUACAUAAAUUUAAUUUAAGUAAACGGUUGCCUUUUUUAAUUGUUUAGCACGUCUACAGUCUUGAUUUGAAUACAUGAACUGUCGUUAUUGUUUUAAAUAGUCAAAAUAUAUUAAUCCUAUAUUAUGUCUAAAAAAUGAUCUAAAUUUUCAAACGAUACAAACGUAAUUCUUUCUUUGAAACACCAGCUUCUUUAUAUCAUUCACUGUUAAAUGUAUAUAGGGUACCAGUAGUAUGACGCCUCUCUCAUGUAUCUUGUGCAAGUUGUCCAAAGGACAUCGUUUAUGCUAUACUAUUGGAUUUAUACUAAUUUAGGCUUCAUAGCCAUUAUCAUUAUCCUAUCAACUGUUUUCUUCAAUAUUGUUAACAUGCAUGUGUUAAAAUUCAAAUUACACAGUAAAUUAUUUAUGGAUAUUCCAAAAAAAAACAUUUGUUUGUUAUUUUAUU